Molecule: messenger RNA, 2152 nt
Organism: Mus caroli (Ryukyu mouse)
Lineage: Eukaryota; Metazoa; Chordata; Mammalia; Rodentia; Muridae
Gene: Pgd
Product: phosphogluconate dehydrogenase
Biological process (GO): pentose-phosphate shunt
Molecular function (GO): phosphogluconate dehydrogenase (decarboxylating) activity; NADP binding
Source: RefSeq, a predicted model, not a curated record
CUCUUGAGGCGCCGGGAGCCGGACUUCACUGCACUUGCCUCAGAGCGCUCGGUUCUUCGCGUUUCUUCCUCCUCGGCUCUGCUCCGUCUGCCUCCGCCAUGGCCCAAGCUGACAUUGCACUGAUCGGACUGGCUGUCAUGGGCCAGAACUUAAUUUUGAACAUGAAUGAUCAUGGAUUUGUGGUCUGUGCUUUCAAUAGGACAGUCUCCAAAGUCGAUGACUUCUUGGCCAACGAGGCGAAGGGCACCAAGGUGGUUGGUGCACAGUCCUUAAAGGACAUGGUCUCCAAGCUGAAGAAGCCCCGCCGGGUCAUCCUGCUUGUGAAGGCUGGGCAAGCCGUGGAUGAUUUCAUCGAGAAACUAGUACCCUUGUUGGACACGGGUGACAUCAUCAUCGAUGGAGGAAAUUCUGAAUACCGGGAUACGACAAGAAGAUGCCGGGACCUCAAGGCCAAGGGCAUCUUGUUUGUGGGGAGCGGAGUCAGUGGUGGUGAGGAAGGGGCUCGGUACGGGCCGUCACUCAUGCCAGGAGGGAACAAAGAGGCUUGGCCCCACAUCAAGACGAUCUUCCAAGCCAUCGCUGCAAAAGUGGGAACCGGAGAACCCUGCUGUGACUGGGUGGGAGAUGAGGGGGCGGGGCACUUUGUGAAGAUGGUGCACAACGGGAUAGAGUAUGGAGACAUGCAGCUCAUCUGCGAGGCCUACCAUCUGAUGAAGGAUGUUCUGGGCAUGCGGCAUGAGGAGAUGGCUCAGGCGUUUGAAGAAUGGAACAAGACAGAGCUGGACUCAUUCCUGAUUGAAAUCACUGCUAACAUUCUCAAGUACCGGGACACUGACGGCAAAGAGCUGUUACCAAAGAUCCGGGACAGUGCUGGGCAGAAGGGUACUGGGAAGUGGACCGCCAUCUCGGCACUGGAGUACGGCAUGCCUGUCACCCUCAUUGGAGAAGCUGUCUUUGCUCGGUGCUUGUCCUCUCUGAAGGAGGAGCGGGUUCAGGCCAGCCAAAAGCUGAAGGGUCCUAAGGUGGUCCAGCUGGAAGGCAGUAAGAAAUCAUUCCUGGAGGACAUCCGUAAGGCCCUCUACGCUUCCAAGAUCAUCUCCUACGCCCAAGGCUUUAUGCUGCUCAGACAGGCAGCCACUGAGUUUGGCUGGACCCUCAAUUAUGGUGGCAUUGCCCUGAUGUGGAGAGGGGGCUGCAUCAUCCGAAGUGUGUUCCUGGGAAAAAUUAAAGAUGCAUUUGAGCGAAACCCAGAACUUCAGAACCUACUGCUAGAUGACUUCUUUAAGUCAGCAGUUGACAACUGCCAGGACUCCUGGCGGCGGGUGAUCAGCACUGGGGUGCAAGCAGGCAUUCCCAUGCCCUGCUUCACUACUGCCCUCUCCUUCUACGAUGGGUACAGACACGAGAUGCUGCCAGCAAACCUCAUCCAGGCUCAACGGGAUUACUUUGGGGCUCACACCUAUGAACUCUUAAGCAAACCGGGAGAAUUUAUCCACACCAACUGGACGGGCCACGGGGGCAGUGUGUCAUCCUCUUCAUACAAUGCCUAGUAGGCAGGCCUGUGGCUUGCUCUCCCUCCCAGCAAUAGGACAGCCCCUGUGGCGCUCAGCAACCCCCUUUGCCCUAGUUCCUGCUCUUAGCCAAGUGUUGGCUGUGAUCGCUGAAGAGUUCACCAAGGUCUGUAGCUUCUGAACCACCACGUGCUCCACCUCCAUCUCCGUGCUGCCCAGGAACUGACCCUGCGCGCCACUGCGUGACUGCUCCCUGACUGAGCCGUGCCAUGUGGACCAGACAAGCUGCAGCUCUUAGCUCCCAGAGGGGGUGGGUGUGGGGACCAUGCGUGCGGGUUCUGCUGUCCUCCAGUCAGUGAAGUGUAUAUGGUUACACUCUCUGGGUGUGCCUGGCAGAACGGUCUGCACUGAGUUCACUAUUGCGAACUGAUUUGUUUUCCUUUAACCUUGUUCACUUUUAACUCUGGCUUUUUAUUUUUUAAGACUCCAAAUAAAACAGAACAGGUAGUGAGUAAAUCUGGAGGGAGGUGCAGAGCUGAGGGCAGAGGCUCUCCGGUCGGGUCUUUUCUUACUGGCACAGUAGGUAGCGGGAUGCUCAGAGCAUCCGCCCGGUCCCACUUGUAAUAAACUUUUAGACUGGU